Colletotrichum graminicola M1.001 is the source of this 2175-nucleotide messenger RNA. RefSeq names its product asparagine synthase. Bases 1 to 2175 code for a protein of 724 amino acids. Gene Ontology annotation, molecular function: asparagine synthase (glutamine-hydrolyzing) activity. Gene Ontology annotation, cellular component: cytosol. The record is from RefSeq and is a predicted model, not a curated record. Lineage: Eukaryota; Fungi; Ascomycota; Sordariomycetes; Glomerellales; Glomerellaceae. The transcript is spliced from 4 exons.
AUGUGCGGAAUUACGGCCAUCGUUAAGCUCCGACGGGGUGGUCGCCCGAAUGCGGCGAACGAACAGCCUUGCCUUCACGUUGAGGAGCCAAGCAACCCGCAGAAUCGCAUUGAUCUGCACAAUAAACUGGCGGAGAGUCUUUCCAAAAUUGCCCACAGGGGCCCAGACGCUGAGGGUAUCUGGAUCUCCGACGACGGAAGCAUUGGUCUGGGACACCGACGUCUUGCUAUCAAUGACUUGACAUCCCAUGGUGUACAGCCCAUCCACAGUGACGAUGGGAAAAUCCACGCAGUUGUCAACGGCGAGAUUUACGACCACGACGCCAUUCGUCAGCGUUGUGUUCGUGACCAAGGAUACGAGUUCAAAGGCCACAGCGAUAGUGAAGUCCUAGUUGCCCUCUACAAGAUUUACGGGGCCCCUGAGUUCUUCAGACACCUCCGGGGCGAGUUCUCGUUCAUUAUAUUCGAUGAAAAUGAUGGGCGAGUAAUCGUGGCACGGGAUCGCUUUGGUAUCAAACCCAUGUUCUGGACCAUUAUUGGCAACGGGGAGGACGAGGAGAAACGUUUGCUUCUAACCUCAGAAGUCAAAGCAUUUCUACCUCUGGGCUGGAAACCCCAGUGGAAUGUCGAAGGCCUUAUCAGCGGCGCUUCUCUACAAGCCGAGAACACAGUGUUCAGGGACGUGUGGAAGUUAAAUCCCGGAACGUGGAUGGAGAUAUCUCAAGACGACGAGAUUAAGCACCGCCAGUACUGGGACCCGCAGUACAAAGACAAGCGCCAGGUGGAGACGCGAACUGUAGAUGAGAUGAUUCAAGAAGUCAGGAGACGUCUGGUUGAAGCUGUGAGAAUUCGGCUUCGGGCCGACGUACCUGUGGGGAUCUAUUUAUCUGGUGGCAUUGAUUCCUCAGUUGUUGCUGGUAUUGUGACCAAGCUAGUGCGUGAAGAGGGAGUUAAGCUAGGCAAUCAGGAUGCCACAAAACGGAUUUGUUGUUUCAGCAUUCAAUUCCCUGAGGGUUCAGGAUUCAACGAAUCGGAUAUUGCUGAGCGCACAGCGACCUGGCUCGGAGUCCAAAUCCUUAAGAAAGACAUGAACGAAGAAGAGCUGGCGAAGAACUUUGCCGACAGUGUCUAUCACCUUGAACACCAUCACUUCGACCUCAACCUUGUAGGGAAGUUCUGUCUUUCCACAUUACCUAGGCAAAAUGGAAUUCCGGUUGUCCUUACCGGUGAAGGUGCGGAUGAGCUGUUUGCCGGUUAUCCAUUUUUAUUUCAAGACUUUCUCUUGGAGUCAGACUAUGCAUGGCCCAAUUCUCCUUUAUCAAACAACGACAGCAUGCGUCAGAGUAUGCAAAAAGAGGUGGCUGAAGACAUCAAGAACAUGUUUAACACAGUUGGGAUGUUUGACCAUCGGUGGGACAAGACAGCCCCGUCAUCUCCACACAUAGACAUAGCCCAAAACGCUCUGAAGUGGCAACCGGACUGGAGUCUAUAUGCGCCUUGGGUUCGAGAGACUUACGGAGAGCCUGACAUGAGAGAGGUUGUCGCUCGGACCAUGUCUUCCGAGGUCCACAACAACAUUAAGGAAAAGUGGCAUCCGUUGCAUUCGUCGCUUUAUAUCUAUACUCGAGGCACGCUUGCCAACAUGAUCUUGACGAGUCUGGGCGACCGUACGGAGAUGGCACACAGCAUUGAAGCCCGGACCCCCUUCUUGGACCAUCACUUGGUUGAGUAUGUCAACUACCUGCCGCCUAGUCUUAAAGUCGGGUUCAAUGAGGCAGAAGGUCAGGCGGAGGGAACUGGGUCGAGUAUGUGGUGGAAAGACCUUAGCUCGGCCCGUCAGGCCCUGAUCGAGAAGUGGAUUCUCAAGGAGGCUGGAAGGCCUUUUAUAACGCAAGAGAUUUACGAGAGGCGGAAGCACAUUUAUUCAGCCCCUGUGAAGUGGCCUUACGGGGGCCCUCUUCAUCUACUUUUUAUGAACCUAGUGACCGAGACGUCGGUGAACAACUUGGGCUUUGUGGAUUGGACUGACGCAAAAGUCUGGCUUGAAAGGGCGUUUGGCGAUAACGCCGACUCCAACGCAUUCAGAAAGUUGGUGGUUACUGGAUCUUGGGUUGUCCUGAGUCAGAAAUUCGGUGUCGAAAAGGCCGUCAGAGGGCAAGUGUCAAAGUGCUUUUAG